Molecule: messenger RNA, 1050 nt
Organism: Aspergillus calidoustus
Lineage: Eukaryota; Fungi; Ascomycota; Eurotiomycetes; Eurotiales; Aspergillaceae
Source: the annotation of a GenBank genome assembly
AUGGCCGGGGAUCGACCGGCCUCUCGAGCGGUGCUCUGCUCAUCAUCCUCACAACCUGUCCGCCCAACAUCCGACCGGUCACCGGUCGUGACGUCCUCUGCUAUGGCACUCAUAUCCGUUGCUACGACAGGACCUCAGAUCGCAGGUGCUUUGACAGAUCAAGUGGGGUGGAAGUGGUGCUUCUGGAGCUUCUUACCCAUGAGCGGCGUGACCAUGUUAACCACAUUAUUUUUACACAUCCUCGAGCAGACCGCAAAGCCCCCUUUCACCAAGACCACAUCAGAGCUCUAUACCCUGCUUGACCGUGUAGGCUUCGCGAUUUUUGCCGGCGCAACUGUCUUGCUUAUUCUAGCAGUCACCUGGGGAGGCUCGGAGCAUGCAUGGUCUUCUGCGGUGACUAUAGGGCUACUCUGUAGUUCUGUCGCCACAUCAGUGUUGUUCGCUUACUGGAUUCGCCGCCGCAAAGACGCAGCGCUGAUCCCUCCGAGCUGUCUGUGCCAUCAAUCCGUGUUAUUUAGGGGCGGCGUCAUGCUUUUACAAGGUGGAUGCACGCAGAUAAUCCCGUACUAUUUACCUUUUUGGUUCCAGGCUGUGAGAGGUGACAGACCAACUGAAAGCGCGGUCUAUAAACUUCCGUCCCUGCUGUCUAAUGCUAUUGCCUUGAUCGCGUUUGGAGCACUCGUCCGGAGAUUCCUCUACAUGCCGCCAUGGAGCAUCGUUGGAUCCAUGCUCAGCGCGAUUGGGUCUGGUCUCCUGUCAACCAUCAACCCAGACACCUCCAUGACCAAGCUGAUAGGGUACCAAAUUAUCACCAAGAUGGGUCGAGGAAUGGCGUUCCAAGUCCCCGUAAUAGCCGUCCAGGAAGAAGUGUCCAGCAAAGACAGCGCUACUGGCGUUGCCACCGUCAACCUCCUCAUGAGCCUCGGUAGCUCCGUCGGGAUUUCUGCAGGCCAGACGAUCUUCCGCAACAGCCUCCCGGCGCUACUGCGCGAGUAUGCCCCAGAGGUCGAUGCAACUUUGAUUGUCAACGCGGGAGCGACUGAGCUUUGA